UGAUAUGCUUCAAAUGGUUAAUCGACAGGCUUCAUUUUUUACCGCGCUGUUUUUUAUUUCUCAAAUGUUCCGUGACAUUCCCAGUCAGCACUGUGGAGCCGGCGGUAAUCUAUACUCGAUUUAUCAAAUGAUACUUAAGGGCCACACCUAUAAGACGUUCAAGUUUACACCAGGUGCGCUGGAAUGUAGAGAGGCUUGUCUCGCUGAUGUCAGAUGUCAAAGCUAUAAUGUCGUCAUGUUCAUUGCAAUAUGUGAGUUAAACAACCGGACUAAAGAGGCCAGACCAGAGGACUUUAUCAAAGACAAGGACAGAUAUUACAUGAAGAAAGAGAUAAUUCCUGUCGGAUCAACUCGUGAGCUACCUGUUACGUCGUGUGAGGAAGUCAAAGCGAGUGAAGGAGAACAAAUAGUCAGCGGUAACUAUUGGCUGGAUUCUACCGGAUCUGGGAAAUCUAUUCUGGCUCGUUGUGACAUGAAGACAGGAGUUGCAGAUUAUUGUGUCAAGCACCAGUGCCAAAACGAUAUCAAAGUGUGUGAACCGGGAAACGAACCACUCGUAUGUCAACGAAUGUAUAGAAGGUCUACAUGGUUGUCACGUAAACGCCAAUUGUAACAACACUAAGGGAUCCUGUACAUGCAAACCCGGAUUUACUAGAGACGGAAGAAAUAACUGCAAAGACGUCAACGAGUGCAAGGAGGGUCUGCACAGAUGUCAUGCCAAUGCCAUUUGUAACAACACUGAGGGCUCCCACAACUCUACAUGCAAGCCAAGAUUUAUUGGAGACGGAAGAAAUAACUGCAAAGGUACUUAGAUCUGAUAUGCAUCGUAUGGUUGGUCGACAGACUUCAAUUUUUACCGCGCUGUUUCUCAUUUCUCAAAUGUUCUGCGACAUUGCCAGUCAGCAGUGUGGAGCCCGUGGCGACCUAUACUCGAUUUAUCAAAUGAUGCUUCAGGGCCACACCUAUGAGACGUUCAAGUUUACACCAGGUACGCUGGAAUGCAGAGAGGCUUGUCUCGCUGAUGACAGAUGUCAAAGCUAUAAUGUCGUCAUGUUCAUUGCAAUAUGUGAGU
Molecule: messenger RNA, 1072 nt
Organism: Stylophora pistillata
Lineage: Eukaryota; Metazoa; Cnidaria; Anthozoa; Scleractinia; Pocilloporidae
Source: RefSeq, a predicted model, not a curated record